AUGCAAUUGAAAGAAUGCUCAUUAAUAAAAUAUCACAAUCAAAGGAAAGUAAUAAUAAACGUACACAAAAAAAGAUUUAUUAAAAACCAUGUUGUGCAAUCUACGUUUUGCAGUAAUGAGCACAGAAAUAAUCCCCCCCCCCAAAAAAAGAAGACAUCAGAGUUGAAUAAUAAUUCGCUCUCUUUUUUUUCAACAUUUAUCUUGCCAGUUGUUCAAAAAUGUGAACAUGAUGAUGAUGAUUUGA
Schistosoma turkestanicum is the source of this 244-nucleotide messenger RNA. The record is from the annotation of a GenBank genome assembly. NCBI's taxonomy places the organism in Eukaryota, Metazoa, Platyhelminthes, Trematoda, Strigeidida, Schistosomatidae.